GACGGAUAGCGCGUCAUCUCGCCUUCCCAAAUUUUCUCCUUCUGCAGCUCGAAUCCAAAACAUCUAUCUAUAGUACGGAGUACAGGGGAAAGAUGUUUAACUCGGUGAAUCUGAGCAACUUCUGCUCGCAGACGCGUAAAGACCGGACAUCCGAGUUUGCGGAUAGGACGGGCUGUGCCUCUAAUAUCUACCUCCCCAGCUGCACCUACUACGUCCCCGAAUUUUCCACCGUAUCUUCGUUCCUUCCACAGGGGCCUUCGCGGCAAAUUACGUACCCUUAUUCCACAAAUUUGUCUCAAGUGCAACCGGUACGAGAUGUUUCCUACGGCCUGGACCCCUCCAGCAAAUGGCACCAUAGAAGCAACUAUGCGUCUUGCUACUCAGGAGAGGAUCUGGUGCACAGGGACUGUCUUCCGCCAUCCACCAUGACAGAAAUGCUCAUGAAAAACGAGAACGUGUACAGCCACCACCACCAUCAUGCCAGCUCAAAUCACCCCUCCACCGGUUUCUACUCCGGCGUGGGGAAAAAUAACGUGCUCCCUCAAGGUUUUGAUCGCUUUUUCGAAACAGCGUACUGCAACGCGGACAAUCAGCCUGACCAUUGUUUACAAAAGAGCGAGACGAAUAAGCUAGAGACUACGACCCAGCAACCCAGCGCCGUUUCGGGGGUGGACGAAGUGGAAAAAGACCCGGAGGAUGAGGAGGAACGUACAAAUUCGGGCUCGUGUACCUCAUCAGCUACAAAGGACGGCAACACGAGCAAGAUCAGCCACUCGAGUACCCCUCGCACGAGAAAGAAGAGAUGUCCAUACUCCAAAUUUCAGAUUCGCGAACUGGAACGAGAGUUUUUCUUUAACGUUUACAUCAACAAGGAGAAAAGGCUGCAGCUCUCCAGAAUGCUAAACCUAACUGACAGACAAGUGAAGAUCUGGUUUCAAAAUCGGAGAAUGAAAGAAAAGAAAUUAAGCAGAGACCGUUUGCAGUAUUUCUCUGGGAACCCAUUGUUAUAAACCUUGAACUAAUUUUAUCAGAUUAAUGUCGAUUUUACUUGAUAUUUCCGAAAUCUGUGGUUAUUUGAGUCAGAAUUGGCUUUACCAAGUUAAUUAAUGUAUAAUCUGAAUAUAUACUUAGACAACAUUAGUGGCUAAAUUUAUACGAAUCUUGUUGUGGAAACUGCGGAUUUAGUCCAAUAAUCAAGGAGACAAUUUGAAUUCAAAUAGCAUUUAAGGAAUCGAAGUUCAACCUUAUUUUAUGUCGUUCUGAAUAAAAUGUUUCAGUCUAUACCAAUAUCAUUGCUUACACCGAUAUCAUUUCGAAAGUAGCUUUGUCACAAAGCAAUAGGCUAUCAUUUGUUAGAAUUCGCGUUUAAUGGCUUUAGUUGUAAAUAUGUAACAUAAAACAGUCAAUUCGUACUUGGGGCUGGAAUCGUCAUACUUUUUUAUUUUACAUUUCCGUCUUCUUAAACUGUGACUUGUACAAUCUGUAACAAUGUAUUCCUUGUACAGAGACUAUGCAAUGUGCAUUCGUGAUUGUAAAUAUAAUGUUAAGUUCCUUUUCCAUAACCUUGCUGCUAUUUUCUUUAUAUUGCUCGGGCAACCUCGCGUGCUUUACUCUGUUGUUCAUUACUUUAAAUUAUUUGUUUUAUGUUAUACCCAGUGAUCUCUCGUCUUGUAGAAAGAGAGCGCAAAGAUUACACUUGGUCUGUGUACGAUAUAUGAUACUGAUACAUCACAUAAGAAAUAAAUAUAAAUAUUGUGGCCAUAUUUACAUAUGAA
This is a messenger RNA of Electrophorus electricus (electric eel), 1775 nucleotides long. RefSeq names its product homeobox C11a (gene hoxc11a). The record is from RefSeq and is a predicted model, not a curated record. Gene Ontology annotation, biological process: anatomical structure development; regulation of transcription by RNA polymerase II. Gene Ontology annotation, cellular component: nucleus. Gene Ontology annotation, molecular function: RNA polymerase II cis-regulatory region sequence-specific DNA binding; DNA-binding transcription factor activity, RNA polymerase II-specific. NCBI's taxonomy places the organism in Eukaryota, Metazoa, Chordata, Actinopteri, Gymnotiformes, Gymnotidae.